AUGAUGAUGGAGUCCAGUAUCAACAGCGCAACAAUCUUACCACCCUAUGAAGAAGAAUUCGAACCAGUUGAUAAUCUUCAUUGGUCUCCAGAAACAAGCAAACAGCAUUUAUUUGCUUUUAAUACACCAGCUUCAAGCAUCGAGGUUCAUCCUUGGGUGAUUACUAACACUCACACCAAGUUUCGUCAAGAUCCAUCAAGAAACCAGCUCUCUAUCGUGUCUGUUAUGCCGAAUGAAUGGCCGGAAUGGAAGAAAAGGUAUGGACGCUACCGAAUUGCUGCUAAACGUCAUAAAGAAGAUGCUGAAGUUCAGAUAAAUAAUUUGAUUUAUUGUAUGGGUGAUGAGGCGGAAUCUAUAUAUGAAAGAUUUUCGUUUGGUGAAGAUGAAGAAAAUGUCUAUGAUGAUGUAAUGGAUAAAUUUGAAGACCUCUUCAUACCAAGAGAAAGGGCUAUAUUCCAUGAUCGUAAACAAAAAGAAGGAGAAAGUGUUGAAGUUUUUCUAGAAGUUUAUUUAAAUUGGCUGAAACAUGUGAUUAUGGAAACAAUAAAGAAGACCAAAUUAGAGACAAAUUUAUAUGGGGUUUAA
Messenger RNA from Lottia gigantea (owl limpet), 585 nucleotides. RefSeq lists its product as hypothetical. The record is from RefSeq and is a predicted model, not a curated record. Lineage: Eukaryota; Metazoa; Mollusca; Gastropoda; Lottiidae. The coding region runs from base 1 to 585 and encodes 194 amino acids. The transcript is spliced from 3 exons.